Messenger RNA from Kockovaella imperatae, 378 nucleotides. RefSeq lists its product as hypothetical. The annotation marks the transcript as partial. The record is from RefSeq and is a predicted model, not a curated record. Lineage: Eukaryota; Fungi; Basidiomycota; Tremellomycetes; Tremellales; Cuniculitremaceae. The transcript has a single exon.
CGCGAGAGCCCGGCGGGUUUCACUCGAAUUGAUUUCACGGAAUCUGAUAUGACAAGGCAAAAAGGGAGGGUAGGGGGAGAGGGGAGAGGGGAGAGGGAGAGGCGUUUUGUACCCGGGGCGUUUUUUGGCCCUCACUGAUGCUGUACUCCUCCUCCUCCCCACCCCGUCUGUCUCUCUCUCUCACUUUUCACAAAUCCCCCAACUCUAUCUAUCCUUUUCCUCUUCUCUGGUCCUUUUCUUCCGCGAGCUUUUUUAUCCGCCGACGCCGCCGCCCGCCCGCCGCCCUCCCCCUGCCCUGCGUUCUCCUCGCCUCCCUUUGCGUUCUCACAUCUCCCCUUGCCCCCCCCCCCCCUUUUCAAGGUGUCUAUCAAAAAUCCC